Messenger RNA from Homalodisca vitripennis (glassy-winged sharpshooter), 2220 nucleotides. RefSeq lists its product as uncharacterized. NCBI's taxonomy places the organism in Eukaryota, Metazoa, Arthropoda, Insecta, Hemiptera, Cicadellidae. The coding region runs from base 349 to 1515 and encodes 388 amino acids. The record is from RefSeq and is a predicted model, not a curated record. The transcript has 5 exons.
AACAGUGGAACUCUGAAAUGUUGACGACGAGCGGUUGAAAAUUUUAUUACAUUAAUUGGUUGGGUUUAUUUUGUGAAGUAAUAUCUUACUGAUGUGUUGAUUAUUGUAGAGUUUUUAAAACAGUCUUUACGAGAAAAAUAAAUUAAUGAGUUUUGCACAACUGUUAAUUAUUAAUUGAAAUAGUUAACCCGAACAUGGUCAUCCAUGUAAAUGUUGUCCGUAGCCCUAUUUCAUACUGCUAAUAAAACCUAAAACAUGAGUAUUUUUUAAAUAAUUUUCUAUAAUGAGAUCUGUGAAUGAAAGUUUUGUCUCAAAUUUAGUUUAGAGAACGGGUAUGGCUUUCAUGAAAUGCGCAUACAAGAAUUAGGUCCUACACCAUGUUCCAAAAUGACAGAAGAAAGAAGUAGGCCUAUGAAUGGUGAUUUGUCCAGUGGAAUCAAAAAAGAAUUGACCUGUAAAGAUAAAAAUGGGCCAACAAGCCCAAGUGUAACUACCAACUGUGAGUCUGAUAGUGUUAAUAGUAUUAGUGGGGGAAGACUUAAAUUUUUUAAGGAUGGGAAAUUUAUUUUGGAACUUUCACACCGUAAGGAAGGUGAACGAACUUGCUGGAUACCUGUUCCCAAAAAGACGUUUUGGCCAGCAGUUGGAACGCCAAAGCAGGAAUGCUCUACUUCGCUUAGUGUAUCUGAUGACAAUUCGUCAGUCCAGUCAUCGCCAUGGCAGAGGGACCAUUGUUGGAAGCAGAAUGCUCCAGUCCACAACGCUGGGAGAGGUAUGGAGUUUAUGAUGACAAAACGUAGAAGUCAUCAUCGGUUAAAGUACACUCCAAAAAGUGUACGGCGUAAAAGAAGACGUCCUUAUGACACUAGUGUAGUUGUCAUGUUCGCCGAUUGGAACGAAAAGCCCCCUAUUAAGUCAACUCCAAGUCGUCCAGUUUUAGGAAUUAAUUCAGUAAUACAGAAUUUAUGGGAACGUGUGGUACGUGCUGAUCCUGGAAUUGUUUCACCUCGCAAAAGGAUCCUUCGGGAGUUGGAAAGAGUAACUCUGGAAGACCAAAACAACUCCAAACGGCAAAGAGCACGACCUAGUCCUGAACAACCAAAACCUGUCAGUAGUCACAGUAUCAACUCUAUACUGGCCCGGGAAGAUGAGCCGUCCUUCCUGCGGAGUCUUCUGCGGUCUUCUCCUCCUGCGGAAACAUUACCUACCCCUGUCCAUCACCCUCCACCCAUCCAUCCGCUUUACCCUUACCCGUCACCCUCCUAUGCGCCUCCAGUUCCCGCUCCCACUCCCGCCCCAUACUACUCCCCUCUGCCCAGCUAUAGGGGCUCCCCAAGUAUCUGGGCAAUGCACCAUCACCAUUACCCACUAUCGGGAGUGAGAAGCUCCUACCCUGUUCCUUCUUACCCCCCUGUCACCACCCCUCCCUGGAGUCUCCCCUACCAGCCUAUUGAUGUCAAAAGGGAUGACUGCACUUCAGAUGUGCCGUUAAACCUGUCAAAGGAUGCGGGGUGACAGCUGAUGUGCCGACAAUACUCUACUGCCUGCCUGUCAGUGGUAGAGCACAUGUGCGUCUGUGAGCGAAAUGUGCCUUCUGCAAGCACCCCUCCCUUCCCCUACCCACAUCUUCAUGUUCUCACCCCUCUCUCUUUGUAAAUAAGUUUCACUACUAGGUAAACAAAACAAUUAAUACUUAGGGUUUUUAUUUUUUAUUGAUAAAACAUAACAUUAUUAACCAUAAUGUAUCCUCGACUCAUUGUAUCGGUUAACGUUAGGUAAGAGUUGUAUAUACGAAUUAAAAAUACGACUGAUAGUAAAUUUUAAUGUAAAUUAUAGCAGAAAUCAAUGAAUUGCUUUAAAUAGUCUUAGACGGUAGAACCAGCUGAAAUUUUGCCAUUGUUUAACUUUUUUAUUCUUUUAGAAAAGAACCAAACCAAUUGCUUUAAGUGGGGAUACUAAUAACUUUGCAGAUUCGUUAAAAUUAUACAUGUUAAUAAAAUAUUAUUGCAUUAGUUAUAUAAAAUAUAACUUUUCUGGAUUUUUUUAUGAAAUCUAAGAGGAGGAAUUCUGCCAAAGCCUUGAGGAGAAUUCUUCUUCUUUCAUCCACAUAUGCAUUACUAUCUCUGUUUGUUUGAGAGUUUAUAUGGUGGUAAAUACAUAUACAUUUUUCCAAACCCAGGAAAAUAGGAAUAAAAAAUUGUUAGCUAAGAAAACUAGCUA